UGUGUAAACCAAGAGAGAGAAAGCAGAUCCUCCCUCUCAUCGCCCUCUUUAUUCAAACCAAUUUGCAUUCCCCCCAAACCGUUAGUCUGCAUCCUCUCUCUCUCUCUCUAGAUUCCUCCUCUCUCUCAUGGCAAUCGCUACAGAAACGCAGGUUGCACAAAAGGCUUCUACAGAGGCAGCAUCGGAAAAGAAGAGGUGGACGCUUAAUGAUUUCGACAUCGGGAAGCCGCUUGGAAGGGGGAAGUUUGGGCAUGUGUAUAUAGCUAGGGAAAAGAGGAGCAACCACAUUGUUGCACUGAAAGUGCUCUUCAAAAGCCAGCUUAAACAAUCUCAGGUGGAACACCAACUUCGCCGGGAAGUCGAAAUUCAAAGCCACCUCAGACACCCUAACAUCCUAAGACUCUAUGGCUACUUCUAUGAUCAGAAAAGAGUCUACCUGAUCCUGGAAUAUGCUGCCAAAGGAGAACUCUAUAAGGAGCUGCAAAGGUGCAAACACUUCGGUGAACGACGUGCUGCUACAUAUAUUGCUUCCUUAGCGCGGGCUCUUAUAUAUUGUCAUGGGAAGCAUGUUAUUCAUAGAGAUAUUAAACCAGAGAAUCUUUUGAUUGGUGCACAGGGUGAAUUAAAGAUUGCUGAUUUUGGUUGGUCUGUGCACACAUUCAGUCGCAGGCAGACCAUGUGUGGUACUCUAGAUUAUCUCCCACCGGAAAUGGUUGAGAGUGCUGAACAUGAUGCAAGUGUUGACAUAUGGAGUCUUGGUAUUCUAUGCUAUGAAUUCCUCUAUGGUGUUCCUCCCUUUGAAGCAAAAGAACACUCUGACACAUAUAGAAGGAUUUUGCAGGUAGAUUUGAAGUUUCCUCCGAAACCGGUAGUCUCCUCAGCUGCCAAAGAUCUGAUCAGUCAGAUGCUUGUUAGAGAAACAUCAAAGCGAAUGCCUUUACACAAACUCCUUGAACAUCCAUGGAUAGUUCAGAAUGCCGAUCCAUCAGGUGUCUACAAGUUUUAAUUCAUCAUCAUGUUCAUUAUCAUUCACUGUCCUUGACCAAACCAUUGCGUAUACCGAAUGAGGAGCAGAUAAUAUAUAUUUUCUUUAUCAGAACUAUUUGUUGUAUGUAUCUAUUUUUUUAUAUCGUGUUGUCUGUUGAUGGUAAAUCAGGAGUAUGAAUAAGAUCCAAGGCAAGUUUGACUGAGAA
Molecule: messenger RNA, 1193 nt
Organism: Helianthus annuus (common sunflower)
Lineage: Eukaryota; Viridiplantae; Streptophyta; Magnoliopsida; Asterales; Asteraceae
Product: serine/threonine-protein kinase Aurora-1
Exons: 9
Coding region: 128-1006 (292 amino acids)
Biological process (GO): protein phosphorylation; regulation of cytokinesis; mitotic spindle organization
Cellular component (GO): spindle midzone; spindle microtubule; spindle pole centrosome
Molecular function (GO): protein kinase activity; ATP binding
Source: RefSeq, a predicted model, not a curated record